Messenger RNA from Pungitius pungitius (ninespine stickleback), 2152 nucleotides. It is a transcript of the gene trip10b, whose product is annotated as thyroid hormone receptor interactor 10b. The transcript has 14 exons. Bases 280 to 2010 code for a protein of 576 amino acids. Gene Ontology annotation, biological process: signal transduction. Gene Ontology annotation, molecular function: protein binding. NCBI's taxonomy places the organism in Eukaryota, Metazoa, Chordata, Actinopteri, Perciformes, Gasterosteidae. The record is from RefSeq and is a predicted model, not a curated record.
CCCAAACUUGUUUCAGGAAAAAGCGGCUGAACAUAUGUCCCUCCCUGCCCGCGCCGGAGGAACCAGGACGGAGGAGAAGGCGUAAACUUCCUCCCGACGUUUGCUGCGCCUUUCGAGACUCGACAUUUUUUUUGCGAAAUCUUUUUUUGUUGUUGUUGUUUUUAACGAGAGGAGUUUUUUUUUGCUUUUAAUCCGUUCGCCCGGGUGCGUUCGUUGUUUUUCCUCCCACCGACCACCCCCCCCCCCCCCACCACCCCCCCGGGACGUGUAUUUGCAGACAUGGAGUGGGGAGCAGAUCUCUGGGACCAGUACGAUCAGAUCGACAAGCACACGCUGACGGGCCUCGACCUGGUCGACCGCUACAUUAAGUUUGUGAAGGAACGGACGGAAAUCGAGCAGAACUACGCCAAACAACUGAGGCGAGUGAUCGUGUCUUGUGUUUUCAUGAAUUGGGAUCUUAAAUAUAUACGUUUUGACUAUUUAUGUGUGUGUGUGUGCUUAAUAAACAUCACACUGUUUCUUUUACACAACAGGAGUCUAUCAAAGAAAUAUGCAAAACGAGGGAGUAAAGAAGAGCAAGACCUCAACAGAUUCAGCAAUCACGCAUCACUCCAGGAGAUCCUGAACGAGCUGAACGACUACGCCGGCCAGCGGGAGCUCGUCGCCGAAAACAUGAUGACCGGCAUCUGCGCGGAGCUCACCAAGUACCUCCAGGAGCUCAAGCAGGAACGCAAAACGCACCUCUUGGAUGCCAAGAAGGCCCAGCAGGUCUUGGAGGUCAGCUUUAAACAACUAGAAAGUACUAAAAAGCGCUACGCCAAGGAAUGGGCAGAAGCUGAAAAAGCAACACAACAAGCUGAGAAAACAGAGAGUGACCUCAAUGCCACCAAGAUCGAUGUUGAGAAGGCCAAGCAGCACGCCCACCACCGCACGCACGCCGCCGAGGAGUUCAGGAACGACUACGCCGCGCAGCUGCAGAAAUACAACAAGGAGCAGAACGCCUACUACUACUCUGAGGUCCCGCAGAUCUUCAACAAGAUGCAGGACAUGGACGAACGCAGGAUCCGGCGGCUGGCGGGGGCCUACUGCCAGUUCUCUGACAUCGAGAAGAACGUGCUGCCGAUCAUCACCAAGUGUUUGGACGGGAUUUCUGCAGCAGGGAAGAAGAUCAAUGAGAAACAGGACUCGAUGCUGUUCAUCGAGCAGCACAAGUCCGGUUUCGAGAGGCCGGCCGACGUCGACUUUGAGGACUACACCCAAGGAAUCAAACCGGCCACCUCUGACUCCAGCCUCAACCCCCCGAAGGUGCGCGCUAAGCUCUGGCCCUUCAGCAAGAAGUCCAAGGUCAGGAAAAAUAAUUCACAGAAGAAACAUGUCACUGCAGCGCAUGCUGCAGAAGAUUUCUCUCAUCUUCCUCCGGAGCAGAGGAAGAAGAGGCUUCAGGGAAAGAUUGAUGACAUCGCCAAAGAUCUGCAGAAGACGCAGGACCAAAGCGAGGCCCUGGAGAAGAUGAAGGGCGUCUACGAGCACAACCCGCAGAUGGGCGACCCCUCCAGCCUGGAGCCGCAGAUCUCCGAAACUGCCCAGAACAUUGGCCGGCUGACGGCGGAGCUCGCCAAAUAUGAGACGUGGCUGUCGGAGGCGGUGGGCGGGGAGGACUCGUCCAACGCCAUCAACAAUAACACUCAACACAGCAAAAUGCCCCCCCCCCCGAACGCCACGUCUCCAUUGUUGUGCCCGGGUGUUUCCAGGGUGGCGGCGGCGGCGGCCAACCAGCCGCAGGGCCUCUACUCGGAGUUCGAUGAGGAGUUUGAAGACGUGGAAACUCCCGUCGGCCAGUGCACGGCUCUGUACACCUUCGAAGGCAACAGCGAGGGCACCGUUUCCAUUACGGAGGGAGAGAUGUUGAGUAUAAUGGAGGACGAUAAAGGAGACGGAUGGAUGAGAGUCCUCAGAGGCAGCGGAGAAGAGGGCUAUAUACCGUCAUCCUAUGUCAAACAUUCCCCAUAACACACACACACACACACACACACACACACACACACACACACACACACGCACACAGACACACGGCUUGUAAUGGGAAGGUAAGUUAGAAGCCGAAGGUGAAUACAAAGUCAUCCGCUAUAAUUGGGGCCUCCCAUCUUUUAUC